Prunus dulcis (almond) is the source of this 660-nucleotide messenger RNA. RefSeq lists its product as uncharacterized. NCBI's taxonomy places the organism in Eukaryota, Viridiplantae, Streptophyta, Magnoliopsida, Rosales, Rosaceae. The transcript is spliced from 2 exons. Bases 1 to 660 code for a protein of 219 amino acids. The record is from RefSeq and is a predicted model, not a curated record.
AUGGUGGGAUCAGGUUCUUUAGGUGGAGAUUUACAAACUCCACAGUGUGAUGGUGCAAACUACGAUUUUUGGGCUAUCAAAAUGGAGACUAUCCUUAUAGCACAUGAUCUAUGGGAUGUAGUAGAGGUCGGAGUACAACCUCAGCCGAUUCUCGAGGAGGAAGAAGGCUCUGGAGGUGAAGGAAGUGAGGCUGAGCAAGUUCCAGUAGAAGCACCCACCAUCUCCAGAGAAGACAAAAUCAAAAAUGCCAGGGCGCUGAGUCUCAUUCAAGGAGCAUUAGCUAAUGAGCUCUUCCUUCGCAUCAGAAAUGAAGAGACUGCAAAAGGAGCUUGGGAUAUUCUGAGAGAGAGUUCAAAGGAGAUAAAAAGGUUUUUUGGAAUUGUGAAUAAUCUGAAAUCACUUGGUGAAGAUGUGUCUGAAACAAGAAUUGUGCAAAAACUUUUGAUGUGUCUAAGUAGAAGAUAUAACUCCAUUGUAUCUAUCAUUGAAGAAACUCGAGAUCUUGAUGUUCUUAGAGUUGAAGAGGUCAUUGCAUCUGUCAAGGUCUAUGAUAAAAGGGAGGACUUGCAUGAUGAAAGAGAUAAAUUGACAGGAACUGAGAGAGCUUUUAGUAGCCUCAAGGUUGGAAAUAACCAAGUCACUGGUUCCUAUAAGGGUUAA